UGGCGCUGGUUCUCUGAAGCGAGGCCCGCGGCUGGAGCUCCGGGGCUGCGGCGCGGGCGCCAUGGCCUGCUGUCACAACGUUAUGCUGCUGCUGGACACCGCGGGCGGUGCCGCCGGCCGGAGCUCAGUCCGGCGGGCAGCCCUGCGCCUCCUCACCUACCUGAGUUGCCGGUUCGGCCUGGCCAGGGUCCGCUGGGCCUUCAAGUUCUUCGACUCUCAGGGGGCGCGGGGCCGACAGUCCCGCGUGUCUGACUUCCGUGAACUGGGGGCCCGCUCCUGGGAGGACUUCGAGGAGGAGCUGGACGCCAGGCUCGGGGCCGGCGCCCACGGCGCCCACCUGCCGGGCCCGGCGCCCAGGGCCAGCCACACGCACGGCGCCCUGAUGGAGACGCUGCUGGACUACGAGUGGGACCGGCCCGAGAUCACGUCGCCCACGAAGCCGAUCCUUCGCAGCAGCGGGAGGAGACUGCUGGACGUGGAGGGCGAGGCCAGGGAGGCCGAGGCUGCGCUCGGGGGCUUCGUGAACGCGGUCUUCCUGCUGGCUCCCUGUCCGCAUUCGCAGAGGGAGCUGCUGCAGUUCGUGUCCGGCUGCGAGGCCCAGGCCCAGCGCCUGCCGCCUCCCCCGAGGCAGGUGAUGGAGAAGCUGCUGCCCAAGAGAGUCCAGGAAGUCAUGAUCGCCCGAAAAAUCACCUUGUACUGGCUGGAUACCACCGAGUGGCCUAAGUUGUGGGAAUCCCCGGACCACGUUGGGUACUGGACAAUGUGUGAACUGCUCCACCUUGUAGGAGGCACUAUCUUACCCUCCGAAACUUUCAGCCAGGAUUGUACAAAAGCUGGGAAAAUACUGCUUGGUGGUGAAAAAAACCUGUCAAGUGAAUCUCCCCUCUCUUCAUGGAUUUCAAUUCUGCCACCUGAUGCCACUUUAAACUGUUUACUCUAUAAUUCUCCUGCAUACGAAGCCUCAUUUCCACGGACUGAAGGAACGUUAUUUCUCCCUCUUGAAGGGAAAGAGAUUCAAGAAACAUGGACAGUUACUCUAGAGCCCUUGGCCAUGCAUCAGAGACAUUUUCAGAAACCAGUCAGAAUUUUUCUAAAAGGCACAGCAAGCCAGUGGUCUCUCCCAGCAAGUAGCAGUUUGGGCACUGAUAGCUGGAUGCUGCAAAGUCCAGAGGAGAAUAAAUCAACUCAAAGGAUGUUAUUUCAGCAGCUGAUAAGCAGACUGACUGCCGACGAGGUACACUUGGUUGCCAGCGUGGACCCUGGUGAAGGCUGGCCCCCCAUCACAGGAGUUAUUUCCCCCCUCUCUACCAAUGCUACAAUUCUCACUGUGUUCCGCAUUGAGGAAGCUGAAUUUCAAAGACAUUUUUUCCAGACAGUUGUGGCAGAGAGCUCCCAGGAUACAGCUUCCCCUUUUUCUGAUGUUAUGGAUAUUGUAUUACAUCAGAUUCACAAUUCACUUGAAGAUCCAGCUACCUGCGCUCCUCUUGUUCCAGAGUGGGCCCAACAGGAGCUUGGCCGCACUGAUCCCUGGAAUGCAGCUGUUGUGGAGAAGUGGUUUCCUUCCUCCAACCUUAGUGGUGCCAGUUCAAGUUUGAUGGAGUCAUUUUGGUUACUACAGGCUGCCUCAUCUAAUAAGGAAGAGUCUUCCAAAACUGAAAGUGAAUUAACGUGUUGCCUGUCGGAGCUCUACCAAAGAAAGUCUCGGGAGGAAUCCAGUGUAUCCAAUCAGGAAGACAGCAAAAAGAAACGUGGGGUCCCUCGUACUCCAGUGAGGCAGAAAAUGAAUACCAUGUGCCGCUCUUUAAAGAUGUUGAAUGUUGCGAGGCUGAAUGUAAAGGCUCAGAAGUUGUGUCCGGAUGGCAGUCCAGAUGCAGCUGGGGAGAAGGGGAGUCGAAGGACAGCAGAUAAACUGGAAAACCGAGGAAGGAUACUAAGAAGCUCUAAGCCUAAAGAUUUUAAAACAGAAGAGGACCUCCUAUCUUACAUACAUGAAAAUUACCAAAAGACUGUGGCUGCAGGAGAAAUCACAUUGCAUUCAUGUGCUCGGAAUAUGAUCUCAACCAUUAAAGCGUUCCUAAAGUCCAAGGGCACCAAGGAAUUAGAAAUGACCUGCCUGAAUCAAGUAAAAAAUAGCCUCUUAAAAACUAGCAAAAGUCUUCGACAGAAUCUAGGGGGAAAACUGGAUGAAGAUAAAGUCAGAGAGUGCCAGCUUCAGGUAUUUCUUCGUUUGGAGCUGUGUCUGCAGUGCCCUUCUAUACAUGAAAGCAUCGUUGAGAUGGAGCAGGUGGUGAAGGAGGUGACAGACUUGCUGCGCAUGGUGUGUUUAACUGAGGAUUCGGCAUACCUAGCAAAGUUCCUGGAAGAAAUUUUGGGAUUGUAUAUUGACUCCAUCCCGAAGACACUUGGAAACCUUUAUGACAGCCUAGGGUUUAUGAUUCCACAGAAGCUGGCUGGUGUCCUUCCUCUAGAUUUUUUCAGUGAUGACUCCGUGACACAAGAGAACAUAUCACCCCUCCUUUCUGUGCCUCUUCUGUCAAGUGCUCAUAAGUCAGUGUUGGGUGGCACUGAAUUUGAUCAGUUGGAAGAGCUUCGUACCAGAUCAGCUAAGAAGAGAAGGAAAACUGCAUUAAUAAGACAUAAAAGCAUUGCAGAGGUUUCACAGAAUCUUCGACAAAUUGAGAUCCCCAAAGUGUCUAAGAGAGCUACAAAAAACGAGACCUCUCGUUCUACUGUUCAGCAGCCUCCACUUCCGGUGAAAGAUCCAGUACAAGAAGUGACCAAAGUUCGAAGAAAUCUCUUCAACCAGGAAAUGAUUUCUCCUUCAAAGAGAUCGGCAAAACGGGGGUUACCUAGAAGCCACUCUGUGUCAGCAGUGGAAGGUCUAGAGUGUAAACUUGACAACUUCAAGAGGACCAAAGGUUAUCACAGACUGUUGACUAGGAGUGUGGCUGAAACUCCAGUACAUAAGCAAGUGUCCAGAAGGCUUCUUCACAGACAAAUCAAGGGCAGGUCCUCUGAUCCUGGUCCUGAUAUUGACAUUGUUGAAGAGUCCCCAGAAAAAGGAGCAGACGAAGUAAGCUUGAGACGAAGUCCUCGAAUCAAGCAAUUGUCAUUUAGCAGGACAAAUUCUGGUUCCUUCUACUCUGGGUCUCAGCCAAAGUCUCGAAGUGUGCAAAGAGUUCACUCAUUCCAGCAAGAAAAGUCAGACCAAAGAGAAAAUUCUCCAAACCAAAGUAUUCGUUCUCCUAAGAGGCUGCUUUUUGGGGCAAUGUCUGAGAUGGUCAGCCCCUCUGAGAAGUGUUCAGCUCGAAUUCAAAGGCCUUCAAGAAACCCAUUGGGCUCUGACAUACCCACUGCAUAUCAGACUCCUAAGAAGAGUUACCGAAAAUCUCCAGGCUCCUCUAAAGCUACACCACAAAGGUUCCCCCGUACACCGCAAACUCCACUGUACACCCCUGAAAGGCGGCAAAAAAACCCUACAGAAGUGACCCCUAGCAAACAGGUCAUUUUUAAGGCAUCCUUAAAAGACUGCUCACCUGGCUGGGAUUCACCAUCUCCACCAAAAGUCACUCCUCGGAAAGGACGCUCCCUGGCAAAAGGAGGAACCUCUCCUCUUGAAAAAAAGAUACCAAGAACUCCCAAAAGGCCAGGUGGUCAGCCACCUGGAUUUCUGAAUUCAACUUGGCCACCUUCACAGACUUCCAGUCCAGAAAACACCUCCAGCUGGGCAGCCAUGACCAGGAGUGAGAGUCUGACUUCCAGCAGGUAUGCCCUAAGAACUCCUCCGAGAGCAGCAGCCUCAGGGCUACAAAGAGAAACCCCUGUGGAUCAAAAGCUCCCCCAUCCCUGUGUCCCCUGGGCUCCUCAGGUAGAGGAGCUAGCCCAGAAAUGGAAGGAUAAAGCUGUUUCAGUCCCCAAGACACUGGAGAGUACAAAUCUGAUUUCUCUCCCACCUCCUCCUCCAGAAAAACCUUUGACCUCUCCCUUAGGUGAGAUUUCCACAAAAAGUCCAUUUUGGAAAUUUUCGAUAGAAUCUCCUCCCCCUGAAGAACUGGAUUGGGAAGAGCCCCAGAAAGCACCCACUGUAUCCUCGUCUCUCUCCUGCCCUGUGCCCUCAACGCCCCCCAGAACCUCACUGAUAGCCCAGUCUGACCCCAUGCCCCCUUUGUUCCCUUCUAAAAUUGGAAAAAGGCAGAGAGACACCUCUAAUCUUGAAAGCAGCUCCUUGCAGCGUCAGCCUAGUCCCUUUGCUGCUCCUAGGGUUACCACAGCUAGCAACCUAGCUGCCAUCACAGAUGCCAGAAAAGACCAGAAGGAAGCAACCCUCUCUCCUCAGCCUUCUCCUGAAAGACACAGUUACUGUGGGACUGGCUUCAACAGUGACUGGCGUCUGUCCUCUCCUCUGCUUAUUGUGAGCGACACAGAGUAUCUCACUCUCCUGGACGAAGCAGAGCACCAUGGCAGUAAUGGCUUACAAAGUCAUGUCACACCAGCGGAAGAAGGUGAGGCGUCAAGGAUUGUGGUUACCUGUGAGCAGCCUUCUCUGUCGCACCACGGGCUUCCUCCAUCCCCUCAGCCCGGCUCACCUCCGACCCUGUCAUAUGACCUGCGCUGCACCGCAGACAGGAGGCAGCGCCAGGCAGCCUCCCAGCUAGAGAACCUGCGAGCUUCAUCUUGGUUUCCCAAAGCCUCUGCCAGCCCACAGACCUAUGAGGUGGAGCUGGAGAUGCAAGCUUCUGGCCUUCCUAAGCUUCGAAUUAAAAAGGUAGACCCCGGCUGUCUAUCUGAAGCUGAUCCACCACAGAAGGUGGGCUCCCUGGGAGAGGAGAGCUCCCUCCCUGGACUCAGCAGCAUGUCCCAGGCCAGUAAGGCCUCAGGUAAACCUGAAGCCACCUACAUGUCAACCCCCUGCCUGCGCCCCGCGCACAGCACCCCCGGCAAGAGCGGAGGACAGACCUACAUCUGCCAGUCCUGUACCCCGACCCGCUGCCCCUCCAGCACCCCCUCUCCGUUUCAAACAGAUGUCGGUGUUCCUUGGACCCCGUCUCCCAAGCACGGCGGGAAGACCACUCCUGACACCAUUAAAGACUGGCCCCGGAGGAAGAGGGCAGUGGGCGGCAGCUCCGCUGGCAGGAGCGAAGUCGGCACUGACUUUCCUGCAGGCGUGUCCCUGCUCGAGCCGGAACACAGGGAGCGAGCAGGCCUUGAACUCAGCAGCUGUAGGACUCCCCUCUUGGGGGAUUUUGAGCUUGAGGGGGUGUGCCAACUGCCAGAUCAGUCACCUCCCAGGGACAGUGUGCCUCAGGCUGAGGAAGCCUUCUGGGGACAGUUUGGGUUGGGCUCCAGGAAGAGGCUCCUUCCUGCCAAGGAGGAAGCGGAGUGUCAAGCCAAGAGAGCGUGUGAUGAGCAGAGAGGAGACACAGACCAUAGCAGGAGUGAGGAGCACUCUCCGAGUAUGAGUGGGCGGCACCUCCCCUCCACAGGGGACAACGAGGUGUUUAUUUCUAGUUCCACACCCCCGGCAGGUUGUGCGGUGCGGAGCUGCCUUUCCACCAGCAGCCUGCAGGCACUCACCCAGUCUCCACUGCUCUUCCAAGGGAAGACCCCUUCUUCGCGAUGUCACGAAGCCAGAGAUGAGGAUACAGAGGUUUUCCCCACCACGGCUGAAGAAUCUCCGUUCAGCCGAGCAAUCUCCAGGAGACGCCCCAUCAGCAGAACUUACUCACGAAAGAAGCUGAUUAGCUAGUUAGGACAGAACUGGCCAGGGGACUUAUAACAACACUACCAAGCUGAGCUAGAACCCCUAUACUCCCUACACAGAGGAAGUGUGCCAGGAGCAGUUUUCUGUGGACAGGGUAGGAGUUCAGGCUCAUACCACAGAGGAAUUCUUACAUAGACACUCAGUUCGCUGAGCCAGGGCCCAGCUUAUCUGUCCUACAUUAACCCUGGGCUUGCUGCACAGAAACAUGAAGAACCAGGGCUCCGUGGAACUGAGGAAGCUCAAAGAUGGAAGUCAGCCCAGUCCCUGUGAGCAUAAAGGAACAGGGGGGGCCUGGGCCUGCACCUCUCUUACUGUCCUCUAUCAAUUCUGACAAGAGUGCCUUAGGGGUUUUAAUCCUCUUGGAAUGUGUCCUUCCCACCUGGUACCCCAAUCCCCCACCCUAGCCCCCUUGUUAGGGAGGUGGUAUAGCUGGUGCCCUAACUCAGCCUGGGGGUUGGGGGCAAACGGAAUUGUAGGGGCUCCCAUUCCAGCCCUAGCCUCUGAGAGACCAAGGCAAGUCCGACAACCCCCCCAUCUCACUUGUGAAGUAGGAGAAAGGGCUCCCCACAGGUCCCUUGAAAAGUUGAAGGCUGUGUCCCAUGGCAGAAUAAAUUUCUUUCAUUCCUCAUGUAAUAAAAAAAUCCUCUCUGGCUACUUAGUUAGCAUUCUGGGCCUUUCUGUUUAAGCUCACAGUCUCUGGUUGACUCACUCAGGCCGAGCGCUAG
Nyctereutes procyonoides (raccoon dog) is the source of this 6486-nucleotide messenger RNA. It is a transcript of the gene TICRR, whose product is annotated as TOPBP1 interacting checkpoint and replication regulator. The record is from RefSeq and is a predicted model, not a curated record. The transcript has 22 exons. Gene Ontology annotation, cellular component: nucleus. NCBI's taxonomy places the organism in Eukaryota, Metazoa, Chordata, Mammalia, Carnivora, Canidae. Gene Ontology annotation, molecular function: chromatin binding. Gene Ontology annotation, biological process: DNA replication; response to ionizing radiation; mitotic DNA replication checkpoint signaling. Bases 62 to 5746 code for a protein of 1894 amino acids.